Clupea harengus (Atlantic herring) is the source of this 2289-nucleotide messenger RNA. RefSeq names its product cleft lip and palate transmembrane protein 1-like protein. NCBI's taxonomy places the organism in Eukaryota, Metazoa, Chordata, Actinopteri, Clupeiformes, Clupeidae. The record is from RefSeq and is a predicted model, not a curated record. The transcript is spliced from 16 exons. The coding region runs from base 532 to 2208 and encodes 558 amino acids. Gene Ontology annotation, cellular component: membrane; endomembrane system.
UUAAAGGGAAAUGAAACAAAUGAUAAAAUAAGCAUUCCUCUUUACAUAGUUGUUCCACUAACCGUUGAAAGUUUUGUCUGUGGCCCUGAGCACCAAGCUGUCAUAUCCAACCCGGGCAGUAAAACACUUCAGCCCAAUGCAUCAAUAGAUUAAAACAAUUCUGUAUUUUCAUUCAUUCAUUCAUUCAUUCAGUCAUUCUUCUGGAUAAACUCCACCGGAUUUAUUUUGAAAUGCAGUCAAGAGCGAUGCUGGUAAAAAUCUGUUCGCGGUAUUGGAGGAUAUUGAGCCACCCAGAAUCAUUUCUAUGCUGCAUUGGUCUAUCGUGCUCCUCUGACGAGAUGUGAUAGGCUGUAGCGUACUGUUGCCUUGAUAAUGUAUCCCUCUGCACUGGUUGUCCAAAAUUACAUUUUAUCCAGGUCUAAUAGCUCGCUAUAGAAAUGACCUAGCAUCAGGCAGAGAUUUCGUAAGGUAGCCUAUAACGACGUAGCCCAUUUUUCAUGGUUUAAAUGCAGGUUAUUUUCCGCGUUUAUUAUGUUUCCAUCUUGUUAUUCUAACUUGCCCAAAAACGGCGCUUAUGCAAACACGUCUGUCACUAAGGUGGCCGUGGGAGUGUUCGUCGUGUAUGUACUGCAUACCUGCUGGGUCCUUUACGGAUUUGUUUAUACAAAACCCUGUGACACCAGAGGUGACAGCUGCAUUACCCCGUAUUUUGCUGAGAACCCUCAGCUGAGCAUUUUCGUAACAUUAGAUCCCAGCGAUGUGGAAGGACACAGCCUGCUCCAUCAGGAGAACGAGUUUGAUAUCUUCACUAAAUUCGAGAGAAAAGUGAACGUGCCACUCCCAAAGGCAACCAGAAGCAACGGAACUUUGUUCGCAGUAAUAUAUGUGCAUAGUGGUAGUGGCGCUCCUUGGGAGGAUAGCCGGCAUGCGAGCUAUGCAACCCGGCUCACCUCUUACACAACACGACAUCCACCUGGCAUGACCGCUAGCCUGAGUGAAGACACUGCACAGGACGAGGACGAGGAGCAGCAGCCGGCUCCUGGUUCUGUGUCACCUGCGCCCGUCUCCCUCUGGCACUCCCGUCUCUGCCUCAGCAUCAUGGCGGAGAAGUUUAGCUUCAGCAAAGGGGCUGUGCCUAGUGAUGUACGGCGCUAUAUGAAAGUGGUGGAAGAUGAAAAAAAGAAGAUGUAUUUGCCCUUCAUGGUUGUCGAUGAGUUGCAGAUCAGAAUGAAGGACUUUCUUGAGAUAAAUGAGUCUACCACAGAAGUCCAUUUGACUGUAACCUAUGAAAACAUCUCUCUAAGGAAAUUUAGAUUGUGGAGCCAUAUGAGAGAUGUAGUCUAUUCUCUAAAACAUUUUGGAUUUACAGAGCAUCAGGUUGAUGAAUUCAAAGGUGUGAUUACGGACACAAACGUAUACAUAUUGGCUCUCACCAUUUUUGCAGCUAUACUUAAUCUUCUGUUUGAGUUCCUUGCUAUUAAAAAUGACAUCAGCUUCUGGAGGAAGAAAACUACCAUGGCUGGCAUGUCUAAAAGAUCAGUGUUGUGGCGCUGUUUCAGCACACUGGUGAUUUUCCUCCACCUGCUGGUGAAGCAGACAAACUGGCUGCUCCUCAUCCCCACUGGAGUGGGAGUGGUGCUUGAGCUUUGGAAACUUAAGAAGGCUUUCAGCAUCCAGGUACAAUGUUACAGCCAAGUCAGUAUACCUGACAGAUCACAGACCAUCACCAUGACACGCCAGAAUAUCACCAGAGUAGACAACGGGGAUAUCCUUUUGAUUACUUCUGCUAUGGGGAUGAGAUUCCUGUCAUAUCUGCUGUGUCCUGUUUGCAUCAGUGGAGUCACUUACUCCCUCUUGUACUUGAAGAACAAAAGUUGGUAUUCUUGGUUUCUCAGCAGCCUCAUUACGGGAGUGUAUGCUUUCGGCUUUCUCUCUGGAUGUCCUCAGCUCUACGUGAACUACAAGUUGAAAUCGGUUGAACAUUUACAGUCUUCAAUUUACAUGUAUAAGGGGUUGAGUACCUUUAUCAAUGACAUCCUCAGCACAGUCCUCACGGUGCCAACCCACCCUCUGGCCUGCUUCAGGGAUGAUGUCAUCUUCCUCCUUCAUCUUUACCAGAGGAGACUGUACCCUGCCAGGAAAACCCGCGGUCGAGAAUACGGAGCAUGCUGCAGACAGAGACUGAAAGGGAAACCUCAUGAGGAUUGAGUGUCCCCCUUGAGAAGGAGAAGGAGGCCGUGCUGAAGUCUGAUUGUUCAGGAUCUUACAAGAAGUAUGACUGGAGUAUGA